Molecule: messenger RNA, 786 nt
Organism: Nezara viridula (southern green stink bug)
Lineage: Eukaryota; Metazoa; Arthropoda; Insecta; Hemiptera; Pentatomidae
Source: the annotation of a GenBank genome assembly
AUGGGAUUGAAUUCUAUGUAUUUAUUCCUAAUAAUAUUUUUGUUCUUAUGGACUAAAAAUUCUAAAAGCUUUUCUGAAAUUCACUCUCAAGUCACACAUGGCAGUUCAUUCAAGUUAAAGUGUCCCAUUAAAACUAAUAACCAUUAUUUGGUCAAAUGGUAUAAAGAUGGAAAAGAGCUUUGCAGAUAUUCGGGCAAUAAUAAAUUAAACUUUACAAAAGUCUUACAGAAAAAUAAGAACGUGCAGAAGAAUUAUAUAUGUGAAUCAACUAACAUAGAUUUGAUGGAGUUUGAUGUCACAAAAAGUGGAUUAUAUACUUGUCAUGUUAUUGUGGAAGUUGAAAAGAGGCGGAAAAUUAUAAGAAGAAGUGUGUCAGUUUUAGUUUACCCAACAACUGGACCUGUCAUAAGUGGUAUCAAAUCAUCUUAUGAGGAAGGCGAGAUCAUACAAGCUAUCUGUACAGCUUCACCAUCUAAUCCACCACCUUCUCUUGUGUGGUACAUCAAUGGAGUUGUUGCCUAUGGUUGGAGCAUGGUCAGCUAUCCUUGUAAGAUGACCAAGGAUGGACUGUGUAUCCUCAGGUUAGGUUUGAGGAUCUCUGCUACAAGAAAUUUGUUUCCAAACGGGAUAGCAAGUUUUGUUUGCGAAGGUGGAAUUUUAGCAUUACCUCCAAAGAGGGCCUUUAUGACAAGUGUUCUCAAGGGAGCAAAUAAUACAGGUAACAUUCAUUUAUUUUAUGGAGGUGCUUUGGGUGCAAUGAUAUGGCAAAAAUUGUUAUUUUUAUAA